Messenger RNA from Colias croceus (clouded yellow), 6688 nucleotides. Its product is annotated as putative fatty acyl-CoA reductase CG5065. Gene Ontology annotation, cellular component: peroxisome. Gene Ontology annotation, molecular function: alcohol-forming very long-chain fatty acyl-CoA reductase (NADP+) activity. The record is from RefSeq and is a predicted model, not a curated record. Gene Ontology annotation, biological process: long-chain fatty-acyl-CoA metabolic process. NCBI's taxonomy places the organism in Eukaryota, Metazoa, Arthropoda, Insecta, Lepidoptera, Pieridae. The transcript has 12 exons. Bases 340 to 1929 code for a protein of 529 amino acids.
UCAAUAUGGCUCCCGUUUAGCGCUGUCUCCCGAUUGAUUUUUUUAUUCCAUACGAUCUCACACCGGCCGCGUUUCAAACAUAUAUAAAACACACACGAAUUUUUAUAAAUAUAACCACGGGCGGACGCGCGUUUGUUAAAAAUAAAUUGACAUAUAUAACCUAUUUAUUAUGUGCUAGUGAAGUUUUCUAAUGUGUUCCAUCAAUCCCUUUUCGAAAAUAGAUGGGAGAUCCUAACCAUGAAAUAAAUUGACGCAACGCAUUCCACACGUACGCCGAACGCACACGCACCGUACAUGCCACCCAGCAUCGAUUGAUACGUACACGAGAAGAUACAUAAGAUGGCGUCAUGUCUACACUUCCAGCGAGACUACGUUCCGGUUGCCGAUUUUUACGCGGAGAAAUCGAUUUUUGUUACUGGCGGCACGGGGUUUAUGGGAAAAGUAUUAGUAGAAAAAUUACUACGAAGUUGUCCAAAAAUCAAAAAUAUAUAUCUACUUAUGCGGCCGAAGAAGGGGCAAGAUGUUACGUCACGGCUCAGCGAACUCACACAGUCACCGUUAUUCGAAACGUUAAGAAGAGAUCGACCGCACGAGCUGAACAAAAUAGUGCCAAUCGUUGGUGACAUCACUGAGCCUCAACUGGGAAUCAGUAAUGCUGACCAGGAUAUGUUGUGUCGGGAGGUGUCCAUAGUAUUCCACUCGGCAGCCACAGUGAAAUUCGACGAGAAGCUAAAGCUGUCGGUCACCAUCAACAUGCUCGGCACGCAGCAGCUCGUGCAGCUCUGCCACCGCAUGCUGGCGCUGGAGGCGUUAGUCCACGUAUCGACAGCGUACUGCAACUGCGAGAAGGAGUCCGUCGAGGAGAUGGUGUACCCUCCCCCCGCGCACCCCGAGCACGUGGUCACGUUGGUGCAGACCCUACCUGAUGAACUGGUCGAUAGGAUCACGCCGGAUCUUGUUGGUGACAGACCGAACACGUACACGUUCACGAAAGCGUUAGCGGAGGACAUGUUGAUACGCGAGUGCGGUAACCUGCCUGUGGCGAUCGUGAGGCCGUCUAUUGUGCUGUCCUCCCUCAAGGAGCCCGUCAAGGGCUGGGUGGACAACUGGAACGGCCCCAACGGCAUCAUAGCCGCCGUGGGCAAAGGGCUCUUCCGGACCAUGCUCGGCUCGGGCUCUCGUGUCGCAGACCUCGUGCCGGUCGAUACUGUCAUCAAUUUGAUGAUUGUCUGCGCGUGGCGGACGCAUUUGAAGCGAGGUGAAGGCGUAGUAGUUUACAACUGUUGCACGGGCCAACAGAAUCCGAUCACGUGGAGUCAUUUUGUACGGACCUGCUUCAAAUAUAUGAGAAAACAUCCCUUCAGCGACCUAUUCUGGUACCCGGACGGCGACAUAACGAGCAACCGGCUGAAGCACUCGGUGCUGUCGCUGCUGCAGCACCGCGCGCCCGCCGCCGCGCUCGACGCGCUCGCCACCGCCGCCGGCAGGAAGCCCACCAUGAUUCGCGUGCAAAACAAGUUGGAAAAAGCCUCAGCCUGUCUCGAAUACUUCACGACCCGCCAAUGGGCGUUCGCGGACGGCAACGUGCGGGAACUGUGCGCUUCGCUCGCACCGCGCGAUCGAGAAGCAUUUGACUUCGACGUCAGCGCUAUAGAUUGGGACAAGUAUAUCGAGUCCUAUGUGCUCGGGAUACGGUGCUUCUUGUUUAAGGAGAGCCCGGAUACGUUGCCGAAGAGUAGGCGUGUUUUGAGAAGGCUGCACAUAGUGCACACGCUGGUGCAGGUGACGCUGGCGCUGCUCGCGUGGCGCUUCCUGUUCCGGCGCUCGCGCGCGCUCCGUGCGGUGUGGGCGCGCGUGUGCGCCGCGUUGUGGCGGCUCGCGCGGCUCGUGCGGCUCGACCGCCUCGCGCGCCUACUGCCGCGCGACUGAGCCGCGCUCCUACAUGCCGGCGAUUAUAUACCGCCGCGGGACCGACCGCGCGACGCGACGGUGGAUAGGUGAGAGUGUUGACAGUACAAAUGUUUGUCGGUUCGUUUCGUACGACGCUCGUUGCGAUGUCGAUUCGUACGACCCUUGUUUGGAUGUCGAUUCGUGCGACGCUUGUUUGGAUGUCGAUUCGUGCGUCGCUGGUUUCGAUAUCGAUUCGUAAAGCUUGUUUUUUUCGUUUGUUACACUGUUCGCGUGUGUCGGUCGGUUGGUUCAGAGACUGUACGGUUCUUGUUGUCGCUAAAAGGAUCGACGGUAGAACGAUCGUUGCGAUAUUCGAUCGGAUUCCCCUAAUUAAUGUAAUACGCUUACGUUCGCCGGAGUCAGUCACGCGCGCCUCGAACUCGACGUUCCACAUCGCUGCGAAUGUUUUUAUGGCAAUAAUAAUGUUUUGACGUCAAUUCCAUUGAUGUUUCUCUUCCCGAGCUACAGCCGUUUUGUUGAAUAAUUGUAAUUGUAACGUUGUACCCGAAUGGUUUCGUUUUGUCUCUCUAACAGCUCAAUACAAUAUUUAUUCAUUGAAAUUUAUGUCUAAGUUCUGUAUGUUAAAUCGAUUCCAACAUGGCGGCGAUGGUUUGACGUUGACAUUGACGUUUGAAACGUCAAAGCGUUUCAGUACUGCCAUAUACAUACAUUGAGCGAACGUUGCUUGUUGUUGUUUUUUUUAAUGUAAUGUUGCUAUGUAAAAAACGAGCGUGUGUGACGAGCAGACGUGUCAGAAGUGAAACUUCUUUGGCAACAUUCGAAGAUCGAAAAUCGUAGCCUUACUCCAUUACGUGACGGUAUUGCCAUAACGUGACCUUGAAAUUUUACUAUGCGCCUAAAGAAGUUUCACUUGAAAAUAUUGUCGAAAAUCAAUACUGUCGUUGGCCAUGUUUAAAUUAUUGUAACAGUUUUACUACAAAAAUGUUUGAUCAGCCAUUUUGUUUAGAUGGUUGUGUUGUUAGGCUGUUUUGCCAAAUAGAAUGACACCGCUUACAAUGUAAUUAAGAACUACUAGUUAAUAAAAUUCUAACACUUGUAAGCUAAUGCAAAUAAAUCUUUUUGAAAUCAAUUAAAUAUUGACAACACUGUGCUUCCAAUUUGUUUCUUUUUCCAAACAACAGGACUAUUUUUGUAGUAAAUCUGAAUUUGUUUAUCAGCUUAAGUUAUCCAGAGAUUAAAAAAAUUGUGGGUAUUUUUAAAACCUCCUUACUCCAUAAGAAUCCUUAUUUAUUUAAAAAUAUUAUUUAUUGUACUUAGUUUAAAUAAAACUAUACAUACAAAAAAUCGUUGAAAUUGGUGAAUUUUUCGUACGACUACGAAUAUGUAUAGGACGUUGGUUUGAAAAUUGCCUUCAGUAAAUUAUGACGCCAUUUUUAAAUGUUGGCGUCUCACUAGGCUUGCUAUUUUGUCGAAAAUAGCUUCUAGGUAAUAAAUUAAAAAGUUAGUGAAAGUUUUUUAAACGCUAGAAAUCGUAGAGUGAACGAAUCAUAGAGAAUGAAUUAUAGACAAUUCUUUUGAUAAUAUUAUCGCGAUUAGAACGUUUCAAUUUUUUAAAAAUUAUUUUGCCAUUCGAAAACUGAAAGCUCAAAGUUAUGAAACACAAUUUAAAAAAAAUUAUCUCUUUAAGACAAAUUUUUGAUAAUUAGCAAUUGUUAAAUAAUAUAGAGAUUAGCGAAUUAAAUAUUUUGCAAAUUCGAUUUACUUAGAUAUUUUCUAAUUGAUGAUUUUUUCGUGAUUGUGACGAAGUUUAUUUUGAUGGAUAAAAAUUAUUUGAAAGACUACAAUAUAGUCGACUGCCCGGUCGUUUUCUAUUGUUUACUAUGACUAACUAUAACACCAACUGAAUAUCUUUAAAUAGUUGUAACCCGUACCAACAGAUUAAUUCUAAACGUAUUUAAAAGUAUAAAUAAUAUUAAUUAAUGUAAUCGUUGAAUCCGUAACGUACGUAAACGCCAGUUAUACAUUAUAUAAAUAAAUAAUAUAAUAUAGCAAAUUAUUUACAAGUCAUUUUAUUAUCAACAAGCUUCCAAAAAUAGUGUAACCUAAAACGUCGGUGCGUAUGAGUUAAUACUACGAGCUUGGCUCUUGGCACAUGAGUUAUAAAACUCAUGUCACCUCAACGCGAAAACUCAUGUUGAGUGACGUAUUACGAAGACUAAAGUAUACUUCCCGAUUUCAAAUGCUUCCUUUUAUAAUUAACCCUAUAGUAAAUUAUCCCAUUUUUAUUAUAAUAAUUGUUAAUUAACAGACUGUUAUUUUCACUGGUUGUAUUUAUUAUGAUGCACUUGAUACUUUGGCAAAUUGUAAUGAAUAAAAAUAAACGUGAAUUGUACACGCUGUGAAGCUUUUUGAAAUCAUGUGCAAUAUGUGUUGAAAAUACUUUAAAUAUAAUGUAAAAACAUAAAGAAUGGUAUUUUCAUACAGUUUGCGUUCAUGACGUUUUGUAAAGCUGCGAUCUAUUGGGUGAUAUCAUGUGAAAAAAAUUCUUGAAGAAGUAAAUACUCGAAUCAUAUUUAGAGGAAAAUGUAAUCAGGAAAGCGUGUUUUAAUGACAAUAUUCCAAUGGAUCGCAGCUAAUAACAUAUUAAAAUGACUAAUUUACACGGAUAUAAAAGUAUUAGUUCACGACCCUAACUAAAGACCUAAAAUUAGUUUUAAUUUCUAAUUAUUGACUAUGUAAAAUACCCACGCAAUAUACAUACUAUAAGUUAUAUUGUUAAGUAAUGCCUAAGUUUAUACAAAAUGUUGAAUAGCAUUCUUCUCUUAAGUUAAGUCAGUCGCAUCUUAGCUUUCUCGUUCGAUCACAGUUUAUUCGAAUAGAAUCGAUUUUUGGUAUCGAUUUUACCGAUUACGCACUCAAAUCUGAUGCUGCCAGUAAUGUAGAGAAUCGAUUUAUGAAUGGUCUAAUCGAUAUUGAGAAAACGAUUCCGAUGUCCAGUGUUAUGUAAUUAUAAGUUCUACGCGUAUUAUGGCUGGUGUUAUUUCGUUGUACGUAGAGCCAUGUGAUAGAGCCUUGUAUUUAUUGACACAUUUGUAUUACAUGCAUUUUUUUAAUAAGCUUGGCUUACGCGUAAUUUUUAUUUUUAAGUUGUGACCGUAAGCUAAAGCUAAGAGUGGGUUUAAAUAUUAGAUGACCAAUAUUGAGAGGGUUUAAUUUAUGUAUCUAAAAGUUAUAAUGAGCCUCUUGUGUGAUAAGAUCCUUGUCCUUUCCGAUCCUUUGUCGAUCAUCGAUAGUUUAAACUCAUGUCACUCGCUAAAUAUGUCGUAGGCAAAUUAUACAGUUGCGCUUAUAAACGACGUUGUUACGAUUAUAAUUACGUUUAUAAACGACAUGGUUCGUUUAAACACACUUAACAUUUCGUAGAGAAUUCACUUAUUCCAAAUGUACUAAGUGCCAAUAAGCCAAUUGCGAGCGGACAAAUUAUUAGUAGUUUUAAAAUAAAACUAAUCUAACCUAACUAUGAAAAAUUAUAAUUACGAAUUCUCGUCAUACUAUACAAUUUCCAGUGUGUUCAAACGGACGACGCAGUUUAUAAAGGGCCUGGUUCGUUUAUAAACGGCGUAAUUACACAAUAUGCCUGCGACAUUUACAAUGUAAUACAAAUGUCGGUCAAUUGAAACAUGGCUCGGUAUAAAUAAUUUUUGCGUAGGGCAAUGUGCUAGAUUAAUAACAUUUUGAUUCCUGAACGGAAGCGAGUUUGCGAACAAUAUUGUUUUCUCGCUUUGUAAGUAUAUAAUUAUAUGUAAAUUUUGAAAACCCUCCUUCCUUAUUUAAUAGUUGCGCUUGUAAAAACGUUUUGCGUUCGAUGCUUUUGUAUUUAUUAUGUUUUCAAUAUUCGAUUAUUGUGUAUAUAGAAUUUAGUUAAAGUUAAAUCCAAAUAUAAUAUAAAUAUGCAAAAUUUUGUUUAUUUUUUUUUUCGUAUUUCGCCGUAGAAUGUAAUAUGCGUGUGUGUUGACGUUUUUGGACGGACGUCGUUUGGCGCCAUUUUGAAAAGUGUAACUACACUCUACAGAUAACAAAAUAUGUAGGCACAGAUGUUUUAUGUACUGCCGAAUUGUGUUUUUUUUUAUGUCAGAGCUAGCAAAGGUUAAUAAUAAUGUAUUGUGAAUUGUGAUCCAUAUUAUGUAAAAUAUCUAUCGUUUAGGAAAUUAUAGUUAGUCGGUUCUGAAACGACGUUCGUCUCAAACCGUAUGAGUGCUUAAAUUAUUUCGCUUAGAACAACUUUUAGUUGUAAAUCCGUAAAUCUUGGUGGAAUGUUAAUAAUAUUAGUGCUGGUUGGUAAACGCUCAAUGUUUGAAUGUCUGUCUCUCGGUUUAGCUAGACAUUGGUGACAUAAUAAUAAAUAUGUAUAUAUAAUAUGUUUGUUAUCUUUAUGUAUAUUUUUGUUUAAUCAAAACAAAAUUGGAUCGAAAUUUUGUUCGUGACAUAAUAAAUGUGCAGCUUUAUGUAAGAAAAAUAAUAUAUUAUAAUAAUACGUAAAUAGUGUUUAGUUUAAAAUUAUCGUCAUAUUUAGAUACAAACUAACAAAUUCAAUUAGAUUGUAAAUCGUGACAAAAAUGAUGGAUCGUAAUAGUGUGCGAGCGAGAGAGAGAUACGCCAGUGCUCUAGCUAGAACGAGACAGAUUGUGUGUAAGAAACAACGCGAUUUGGUGAUAGGACGUCAUAUACAUGGGGUUAAUGAUUAUUCCAUAUAUUAAAAUAAAAACAAUGUAAAGUU